Molecule: messenger RNA, 2655 nt
Organism: Lynx canadensis (Canada lynx)
Lineage: Eukaryota; Metazoa; Chordata; Mammalia; Carnivora; Felidae
Gene: CCR4
Product: C-C motif chemokine receptor 4
Exons: 2
Coding region: 213-1295 (360 amino acids)
Biological process (GO): inflammatory response; chemotaxis; G protein-coupled receptor signaling pathway
Cellular component (GO): membrane
Molecular function (GO): C-C chemokine receptor activity
Source: RefSeq, a predicted model, not a curated record
CGUAGAUGGGUGAGGGACAGAGGUGACACUCACAGGAAGCCACGCGCCUUCAAAGGCAUCCUUCUUAGCGCUCAGCUUCUCGCACAAGCCUGGCACUGACUCACGGACCUUGCCCAGAACCACUGUCAGACAAGCAAGAGAUCGCGUCUGCUCUUCCCUCAUUAGCUUCUGGUUGGGCUCAGACCUGCGUCGAGGAGCCUGGAGAUUUGAAAAUGAACCCCACGGACACAGCAGACACCACCAUGGAUGAAAGCAUCUAUCACAAUUACUAUCUCUAUGAAAACAUCCCCAAGCCUUGCACCAAAGAAGGCGUCAAGGCGUUCGGGGGGCUCUUCCUGCCCCCUCUCUACUCCUUGGUCUUUCUGUUCGGUCUCCUGGGCAAUUCUGUGGUAGUUUUGGUCUUGUUCAAGUACAAGAGGUUCAAGUCCAUGACUGACGUGUACCUGCUCAACCUCGCCAUCUCAGACCUGCUCUUCGUGUUCUCCCUCCCUUUCUGGGGCUACUAUGCUGCAGACCAGUGGGUUUUUGGACUGGGUCUCUGCAAGAUUAUUUCCUGGAUGUACUUGGUGGGCUUUUACAGUGGCAUCUUCUUCGUCAUGCUCAUGAGCAUCGACAGAUACCUGGCGAUAGUGCACGCGGUGUUUUCCUUGAGAGCGAGGACCUUGACUUACGGGGUCAUCACCAGCUUGGCCACAUGGUCCGUGGCCGUGCUGGCCUCUCUUCCAGGCUUCUUAUUCAGCACCUGUUACACGGAGCGCAACCACACCUACUGCAAAACCAAGUACUCUCUCAACUCCACGAGGUGGAAGGUGCUGAGCUCCCUGGAGAUCAACAUUCUGGGGUUGGUGAUCCCCUUGGGCACCAUGCUGUUCUGCUACUCCAUGAUCAUCAGGACCCUGCAGCACUGCAAAAACGAGAAGAAAAGCAAGGCGGUGAGGAUGGUCUUUGCCGUGGUGGCCCUCUUCCUGGGUUUCUGGGCGCCUUACAACGUGGUGCUCUUCCUGGAGACCCUGGUGGAGCUGGAGGUCCUUCAGGAUUGCACCUUUGAGAGGCACCUGGACUAUGCCAUUCAGGCCACGGAGACCCUGGCUUUCGUUCACUGCUGCCUCAACCCGGUCAUCUACUUCUUCCUCGGGGAGAAAUUCCGCAAGUACCUCGUACAGCUCUUCAAAUCCUGCCGGGGCCCCUUCGUGCCCUGUCAAUACUGCAGGAUCCUCCAGCUCUACUCCCCCGACACUCCCAGCUCGUCCUACACGCAGUCCACCGGGGACCACGAUCUCCACGAUGCUCUGUGAGCAGCGAAGAGGCGCAAGUCGGAGCGAAGCCUCCCAAAGGAAGAGCUUACUUAAACUUGUAUUAUAGUAAGAGUUCCUGAGCCAGUGGCGGGAGGACUUCCAUCCACUGCCGAGCGUGGGCCUCUCACCCCACGGUCAGCUCCUCCUCUUGCCAUCUGCGAGUGUGGGGGGCGAGAGCACACCCGGGCCCCCGCAUCCCCCCCCCCCCCCAGGCUUGCCUGCAGGGCUGAGUAAGCACAAGGAGGAUUCUGACCCGCAUCUCAACGAGGUUACACAGAACACUGUGCGGGAAGGACCAUUCGUUCCCCUCUAACCUGCACUGAUGGAGCUCUCUAGGGGGACCCGCGCAGAACUGAAUGGUGGAGUCCAUCGCUCCUUCUUGCUAUGAAAAAUGGGCCCUUUCAUUACUUUCUAGCUUUUGUGGAACGAUACAGAAAACUUUGACACGCUGUCCUGGGGUUUUUCUAAUAAUAUAGCUGAAGGAUGGUGGAUCCCCUGGCGCCGGGUGUGCGCAGAAACAGAUCGUGAAGUAGUGACCCUCUGCCUUGAUUCUUUAUCUUAAAGGAUUAUUUGUGAAUGGAAGCCAAACUUUCGAUGCUGAUUCCAAGUGUGAGGAUGUGGUGCAAAGGCAUGAGCAAGGUCUGAUGUCCAAACGUGAAAUACAAGGCAUUAAAAAAUCCAAACGUAGUUGUGGAAAUUCAGACAUACUUUCGUACGCUUAUGGGCACGUUUUGUGUUUGUGGUGGCAGAUGACAUCCGCAUUUCACAUAAUACAUAGGUGCAGAUACAGGCAUUUGGGGGCUUUUAACUUGUUUACAAACAGAGCCUUCAAACUAAAAAUAACAAGGGCUAAUAAAGUAUGACAGUGAAGUGCCUGCAGUCAAGGGAGGCAAGAAUAAGCAACUAAAAGCUGUUACUGAUGUGGCAUAGAGAGGAGUGUCCAGCAUCUACGAAGUUGUGAAAAACGUCAUCCUCUCUUUUAAAAUACCGGCCUCCUUAACUUUUGGACGGCUCAAAAUUUCACCGAGUCAUUCCUCACAAGUCAUUUUAAUCAUGUAGUUAAUCGUUUGACACCGUUAAGUUAAAUCUCUGUUCUUACAGACUUAGUUAAUCAGAAUUAAGACUUUAAUCAAGUUGGGAGAGACCUACAGUCCCUCGCAGAACAAAAACCUGUCUUGCAAACUAUUCACCGAGUCACCGGUUGCAAAUGCUUCUGUAAGUUCACACCUUGUUACAUGCUCUACCUGUAUAAAGGGUGCAUUUCCGAAAAGUGUGUUUUUAAAACAGGGAUUUUAAAGGGGCUAAGUCGAUGUUGCCUUUAUAGACAAAGAUAAAAUAAAGUUGUACAUAGUCGGCCAGA